This is a messenger RNA of Blepharisma stoltei, 1969 nucleotides long. Lineage: Eukaryota; Ciliophora; Heterotrichea; Heterotrichida; Blepharismidae. The record is from the annotation of a GenBank genome assembly.
AUGGCUCAAAAGUACAGGAAAAAUCAAAUAAAAAUUCCAGUUUUGAAAACAGACUCUAUUACUAGUGCAUAUUCAAUUUCCCAUAUAAAAAAUCUCAAAAGCAUAGAAGAAGUCAAAGAAAACGAAAAUUAUGGACCAUCAUUUACUCAUGCAAAAAGAGGUCUUUCUAAUAGAAACCCUGCUAUAAAUCCACAAGUUGAGCUACCUCUGAUGCACAAAGAUUUUGGGUUCUUCCAAAAAUUUUUCGAUAAACUGAAAAAUCACCCAGAAGUUUACCAGUAUUUUAAAAGACAAGCAUGCCAAAAAGGCAUUUUAAUAAAGAAAAUUCAGACAUACAGAGAAAAUUCAACAUCACUCUCUAAAAACAGAUAUAAUAGUCCUCAUAAUGAAAACAAGAGGUCACAGUCUUCAAUUCAUGAUAUGUCUAUAACUGAUCGAAGAUUUACAAGAAAUAACAAACAAUCAGUGGAAAAUAUAUCAGUUUUAUACACAGAGCCAGAUAGGAAAUCUCAUAAUAUUUCUCUCGACAUUAUUACCCCAAAUAUGGGGAAAAGUAAAAUUUAUAAAAAAAAUAAAUUCGCUUCAAAACAGAGAAGAAAAGGGGUUUUCACUAUAUGUGUAGACAGAUCAAGGCCAGAGGUAUUUUCAACGUUUAAAGUUAUAGCAAAAGAUGAUAGCAUGAUUUCAAGAGAAAUUAAAUUAAGCAGCGAAAAUUUAAAAGAAUAUUUGCUUAAUAGGUACCCAAGCGAAAUGGUUGAGGCAAUUUUAAAAUACUUUUAUUUGGAUAAAUACAAUUUUAACAAAUGACUUGUAGAAAUUGAAAAAAUAAUUAAUUACCCUGAUGAAAAAAUUCUGAAAUUUUGUUUUGAUUUGUAUGACUUUAAUAAGGAUAAUUUUAUUUGUUAUCAUGAUGCAUAUUGUGCUAUGUCUGCUGAUGCACUGAAGAUUUUUGAAAAAGAUGUGCUUAAGUUAAGGGAAGCAAUGAAUACAAAGAAAGCGGCGGGCUCUGAGUCUAAAAAGUCCAUUAGAAAUGAAAAUGAUAUAAGACGAAGAGUAAGUUACUUAAAUACAGGCGACACAGAACAAGCCGACACCUCUUUGCAGUUUCCCACAAACAAGCCUGAAGCUCUAUCUCUCCCUGAAUUUUCCAAAAUAUUUACUUACUUCAAGCCUCAUAUAUUUGAUGACAUUAUGUCUUAUUUAUUAGGCUACAGUAUUAACAACAGCUAUCACAAAGACCUCACCCCAAAAGCCCCUGAAAGGCGGCCAAGUGAAGAAAUCCUUAUGGAUAUCCUUUCUAAUGAAGAUAGAAAGCGAGAAUAUGAAUCCCAAACCAAUUAUUCAUAUUAUAAUGAACUAGAAAAAGCUAUGUUUCUAUAUAAUACUACUGACCGUCAGUUAUUAUUAGAAAAAUUUGAAAUGAUGAGAUGUCCUUCAUUUAAAAACCAAAAACUUAUAUCAUUGAAUUCUAUAUUAGAAAACUUGCCCAAAAUUUUUGGUGCAAAAUGUGACCAUGUCUCUAAAUGCUUCUAUAAUUAUUUAUCAGGGCCAGGCCAUAGAGAUAUCACGAAACCAAGCUUUUUGAUGAAGUGCUAUGUGAUUUUGAAGGUGAUUUUUAGACAGGAAGAGCCAUCAAAAUUUGCGUUUAGUAUAUAUGAUAGAAAUUCAGAUGGGCUGCUAACUUGUGAUGAAAUAAAUGACAUGAUAAUGUCUUUACCUCAAAAUACACCAAUAUAUGAGGAAUGCCAAGUGUAAAGCUUAAUUAGAUUGGUAAACGAGUUUCUUUCAAGCAUUUUUGGAAGAAGACGUGCACAGCUCUUAGGAAUUGAUUAUCAGCUGUUUUGCGAUUUAAUUCCAAAUUCUUUAUUUAUCCAGGUAUCUUAAUAAUUAGGAAUUUUCUCAGUCAUUACUGACUCCUCAAAAUUCUUUACCUAGGAAAAACUUGAGUUUUACUAAUAAAAUUUGUUAA